Cladophialophora psammophila CBS 110553 is the source of this 441-nucleotide messenger RNA. RefSeq lists its product as uncharacterized. The transcript has 3 exons. The record is from RefSeq and is a predicted model, not a curated record. Bases 1 to 441 code for a protein of 146 amino acids. Lineage: Eukaryota; Fungi; Ascomycota; Eurotiomycetes; Chaetothyriales; Herpotrichiellaceae.
AUGGCAGACGGUGCGACAAUCUGGGGUGACAAUGUGCUUGACCCAGUCAGAGCCUGGGUGGUCAACUUCUUUUCUGCGGCCGACACCAGAGGAGAACAAGCCGCGCAACAAUUUGCGGACUGCUUUUCUGAAGAUGCUCAUCAGGAGGGCAUGGGGGCUCCAUUGAACGGCCGAGAAGAGAUUCGCAAGUCACGCCUUGGGGCGUGGGAUUCUGUCGAAACUCGGAAGCACGUGCUGCACAAGGUGUACAGUCUGGACAGCACUUCCCGGGACAUCCUCAUCCUGGGGAAACUGGAAAGCAUGCUCAAGAAUGGGAAGUCCUUCGAAAUGGAAUUCGCCGCGCAAGCCAUCUUCGAGGAUGCGACUUCAAGCUCGCUGAAAUGCAAGAAUUACAAGAUAUGGGCGGACAAGAGAAUCGCCUUGGAAGCUGCCAAGCAGUAG